Messenger RNA from Armigeres subalbatus, 532 nucleotides. RefSeq names its product gamma-secretase subunit pen-2-like. Gene Ontology annotation, cellular component: gamma-secretase complex. Lineage: Eukaryota; Metazoa; Arthropoda; Insecta; Diptera; Culicidae. The record is from RefSeq and is a predicted model, not a curated record. The coding region runs from base 119 to 424 and encodes 101 amino acids. Gene Ontology annotation, biological process: Notch receptor processing. The transcript is spliced from 3 exons.
CAGCAAACAGCUGUUGAUUUGUUUACGUUUUGUGUUGUAUUCGCAUAGAAAUUUAGUUACAUCGCCUAAAUUUAUUAAUUAGAUUUAAACUACGAAAUCGGGCAUUCGUGUCUAAACCAUGGAUCUCAACCGAGUACCAAACGAGCGUAAACUAUAUCUUUGCAAAUGGUACUUCAAAGUCGGAUUUGCACUUCUUCCAUUCGUGUGGGCAAUCAAUACGGUUUGGUUCUUCAGUGAAGCUUUCCGGAAGCCCGCGUACGAUGAACAGAAGGAGAUUCGUAAAUAUGUCAUAUUUUCUGCAAUUGGUUCUCUCAUAUGGUUUACAAUAAUCCUGGCUUGGGUCAUGACAUUCCAACUGAAAAGAACAGAGUGGGGCGACUUUGCCGAUAGCAUCAGUUUCAUCAUUCCUCUAGGACGUGCUUAAAGCUAGAUAUAAGCAACAAAUAUAAAAUAACUCUACUAAACAAAUUGAAAUACAUUCUUCACUCACCAUUAUAAUAAAAGUGAUUUUCAACUGACACGUAUAAAAUAA